AUGGAAGGGAUGGUGGCGGAGAAGAAUCAACGAUACCUUAUGGUGCUAAUGCGUACAAAGAUAUGCGGCAUCGACGUCAUGAAACUGAUAACACCCGAGAAGGACGAGGAGGACGCUGUGGAUUGGGAAAAUCUACCUCCGUUGCCCUUCGAUUUCAGCGUGGAUCUUCCAUUGGGGCGCAUGUUCGCUUUGGAGCUGGAUUCCAAGAUUCAUCUCGUUGGAGGUAUCAAAUAUAUGUCCAGAUAUGAUUAUUAUUUUGAUGGUGCUUACUAUACAACUUGCAAUAAAGUCUACGAACUAGACCUUGACAAGAAGGAGGUAGAGGAGUCGAAAUCAAUCGAUGAUGCUCCAGAGUUAUCUGUUUCCGGGUUCUCUACUCUUCACAAAAUUGAAAGUGAUUAUUAUUUUAUGUUGAUGUGUGGUCGCGGUGGUUUCCUACCCGACAAUGGUGCUCAGAAUUUUGGGUUCUACGCUCUGGGACCAAGAAUUGAUCACAGUUCAUGGUUCGACUUCUAUGGUAAGCUAUACAUCCGACUCUGUUUCGAAGAUGGAAGAGUUGUCGUCUUCUCUUAUGACACCCAUAACCUACAUUGGACAACGAGUGAGGGUGACAAUAGUUUUACGCGUUCUUUUUGUGUCCCAGUGGCAUCCCAUGGCCAGCGUCGGUUCUUUCUUCCAAGGGUGCAUAUUCCAGAUUUGGUUGAUCCUGGCAAAUACCUGGCACUUUCAUGCGAACGCAUUGGAGGGAAAAAAGUGAUAUAUGCAUUCCAGGUGGAUGAAUUGGGUGUCCUUUUCUUCCAAAGGCUUGAAGGCUGCUUAGAUAGAAUGCCGUCCUUGUAUUAUGAGAAAACGCCUGUGCUUGUUGAUCUUGAUGGCAAAGGCACGUUUAUUGUUAUGUUACCUGGCUCUGCAAAGGAAGAAAAAGAGGACCCGGUCCUCUUUGUGUUGGUUCUUCAGGUUGUUGCAAAGAAGUUUGUCAACCAUCCCUCCCGGGUCCUCCGUAGGUCUGUGAGGCCCCCAACGGAGUGUGAGUUCUUAGAUUGGAAGGUCCUUAGCAUGCACAUGUACAGAAUGGAGGUCUCGAGUUGGGGAAUAAGAGAUGAUUUGUAUGCUGUCUUUAUUUUCCCUGGCAUCCAGUGGGAAGAAGGUCAAAUAGGCAAAUUUGAAUUUCGAAAAGGAAGGUAAAUAUGCAGUUGUCACUGAUAGGUGGCAGAAGUUCAGUGAUGUAUGCUAAAGUAAUGCAAUUUCUUGCCAACUUUGCUGAUGAUUUCUAGUUCAUGGUGUUGAUGUUGAAGGUAAAAAGUAAGUUACGAUUGUCCGAUCCAAUAUUGUAAACUCCAAC
Molecule: messenger RNA, 1342 nt
Organism: Arachis stenosperma
Lineage: Eukaryota; Viridiplantae; Streptophyta; Magnoliopsida; Fabales; Fabaceae
Exons: 4
Coding region: 1-1185 (394 amino acids)
Source: RefSeq, a predicted model, not a curated record